CAAACGAAACUCUGCUUCGCACUCUACUGAGUUAUUGUAGCUUGCAUGGUGCAAGUGGAGGUGGUUUGGCAUCAGUCCGUAUGGAGUUGGUUUUGUUGCUGCAAGAGUUGCAGCAGGAGAAAACACAACAGCAGUUAUUGUCACCUUUGCCUUUCCCAACAACUUUGCCAUUACUUUCUGCUAGUGUAGCUUGCAACAAGACUGUAGUGGCAGACCCUGUGCGUCAUUUGCAGGCUCAAGCCCACGAUAUGCUGCAAACCAUAAUUGAUUUCCGCAGCCCUCCCAUGUUAACUCGAUCAAAGUUCAGCCAUGUAUUUGUUUUACGUGACCUGUCAGUUGCUCUAUCAGCUUGCAUCUAUCAGUCUUUGUGUGAUUCUGAUACUUUCAGUGUGAAGCACCAUACAGACACAUUCCAAAGCACAGGAAUGGAAACAUUGGCAAGGUUGAAUGUUGUUUAUCCCAACAGUCAUUUGAUAGCAGGAAAUGCCAGGCGUCGAAGGUACUCAACUGAUGAACCAUUGCAAGUCACAACCAUACCAUCAAAAUGGCCUGGAGUCACAAAUCUGCGGGCUCUUCUAGCCAGAGAUAAAGAUGAAGACACUCCGCGACUGAAUAUUUUGUUGUGCGAAGCAUUUGUUGCCACUUACAUGAGUCUGAUUACUUAUGCUACAGCCACCUGUGAUUCACAUAUUCUCUACCGUCUGGCUGGUCAAAACUUUAGCAAUUUUACAUGGGCAAACUUAUUUGGAGGAGGUGUUAAAAAAUUGUUAAGAGUAGCCCAAAGUACAGCCUCUCAAUCUGUUGGUAGUACUAAUACAAGUCUGGAAAGAGAACAAAGCGUUUCAAGUGAGGGUAGUGUGUGGACUUCAAUCACCAAGCAGCGAGCUCGCUUGAACAUGAAACUUUUGGGUCAGUUUGGGAGUCAGUCAGGAACUCCUCAAAUGAAAGAAGAUAAACCUACAUACAGAGAGCAAUUUGUUUCUCCUGAGAUGUCAAUGCUCUCAUACUUUUUGAACAAGCCUCAGCUGAAAGAAGAUGCAGAUGAAGUUGAUUAUGACUCUGCAGAUUCUGCUGUUAGUGACUUAAGUGAAACAGAAGAUGAAGAUGAUGAUAAUAUUUUUGAUGGCACAAGUGCAGCUCAAAGAGAAAAACAGAAAAACAAAGAACGCGAAAAUGUAGAACACUCUAAUCCUAAUUCAUACAGUUGGUGUGUACUUCGUCUCGCUGUUAUGAAAAUUGUGCAAUGCCAACUCCAAGAGUUUCUAAACAUUGCUGGCAUAGAGUUGCAAGAACUGCCUGUAUGCAGCCCAUUGAUUCAUGGAGUUUUACGUGCUGUCAAUCAAUGGAUUGAUUGCCUAAGAGAUGAACUUGAUACCCGUGGUCCUGCUCCAGUUGAUUACAUUCCUGGUUGUUAUGUGGAAUCUACAGCCACUGGUCCUGCUAUCCAUAAAUAUCGGUCUCUUUUAGAUAAAAGUAACACCCCUUUCAAUUCACGUCACAUAUCAGCUGCUCCUGCACGGCGCUUAUGGAGUUUCCUUGUAAGACAGGAGGCUGUUCAAGAAAUCUUUAUUCGUUGUGUGUUUGGUAAGAAGAGAUCUAUGUCAACUCUCCUUGAUGGAGGACACCACAUGUCUGAUGGCAGUCCUGCAUUACGUGGUGGAGGAAACUCCUCAGAUGAUAACAAAGGAGCCACCACUGUUGAUUCAGCCGGCAACCCACUACCAGAACCCGUUCGCAUUAUUCACAAGGAGCAAGAUUCUAUUUCUGCAUUCUGCCUUAACCAGGUUAACGCUGGACUUUUGGCUCUGGCUACUCCUAGGGAAGUACAGGAAAUGGAUAUUUCACUUUUGUUGGAAUUACCUUCAUGGCUUGAAGAUGAGUGUGAAUUUGACAUAAUAAAUCUCAACAAGGAGCCAGAAACACUACCUGCUUCAAGUUUCCUUGUCAUUCAAACUGCUGCUGAUAGGCCGCACUUGUCACAAACCUCCCCAGCAAUACAGAACUAUCAGCAACCAGCAAGUCCUCAGCCCGGCAUUGCUGGCCAAUCAGGGCGUGGAGCAUCUGUGAUGAAGGGCCUCAACUUCCCAGGGUCUCAUGACCCCAAGUUUUGUCAGUGGGUGAUCGACCGUAGUCGACACUUAUUGAAACCGGUAAUGAAACACAAGGUAGAUGGAAUUCGGCGUUUGAGUGCCCAUCCAUUGCUUCCAUUAUAUCUUACUGGCUCUCAAGACGGCUCAGUUCAGAUGUGGGAGUGGGGCCAUGCACAACCUGUCUCUGUUCCACGGUCUCCUGGAACAUUUGCUAAAGUUACUCGCGUGCGCUUCUCAGAACACGGUAACAAGUUUGGAGUUGCAGAUGGAGAUGGCAACCUUAGUUUGUGGCAAAUAGGAUUACAAUCUAAUGCAAGUCGCCCUUUCUUUACAUACCAAUGUCACAGUAAAGUGACAAGUGAUUUUGUGUUUCUUGGUGCGUGUAGUUUGGUUGCAACUGCAGGCCACAGCUCAGAGAGUAAGAAUGUUGCAUUGUGGGAUACUCUUUUGCCUCAAAAGAAAUCACUGUUAGCUGUGUUCAACUGCCAUGAUCAAGGAGCUUCCAGCCUUGUGUAUGCGCCUCAACAUCAACUGCUUAUUUCUGCUGGCAAAAAAGGUGAUGUUUGUAUAUUUGACGUUCGCCAACGCUUGAUGAGACAUCGUUUCCAAGCUCAUGAUUCAGCUGUAAAAUGCCUGGCUAUUGACCCUGGUGAAGAAUUCUUUGUGACUGGAUCAGCUGAUGGGGACAUAAAGGUUUGGGGACUCUCUGUUCAUCAACAAUUGUACAACUUCCCAGGAGAGCAUGCUCGCUCAAGUUUCUUCAAAAAUAUCGGCCAAGGUGUAACACAACUAAAAGUUGAUGGAUGUGGACGUUUAUUCUCUUGUGGGGCAGAUGGCUCUAUGAAGGUGCGUCAACUUCCUGAAAGAGAAUGCUCUAUUGUGCAAAGUCUGUAUUAGAAAGCAAAUUUGCGGUAAUGUUAGAUAUGAUACAAAUAUUCAAUGCUUAUAAGACAAAACUUUCUGUUAGACACAUCAGUAUGCCAUGAAAUUAAAGCAAUUUUCAUUUUUUGUUUCUUUUAAAAAUGAUUAAAGCCAUAUCUUUCAGUUUACUAGAAUGGUAAGAAGGGUCAGUGGACAUGUUUCCAAACUGCAGUAUUAGAGUGAAUUAUAACCUUUCUAUGCCACUGUAGCUACAAUUUUGUAUUAUAUGUAAUUCAGUAUAAAUAAUGUUUGAGUAUUGCUGCGGAGGAUGAACUUCAUGUUUGAAGCUGUAUGUAAUGUAUGUAGUCUGUUCCCUUUCCUCUAAACACGGAGGCCUAGUCUAUUAUUUAAUUUUGCUUGUCCAGAAUGAUUGCUCCAAAAUUCUUAAAUGUAGCAUGCAUUGCUGUGUCUAUCGAGAUAUGUUCUCAUUCCACAGUACUGUACUUAGUAUUAAAACUACGUUUGGAAAAAAAAUCCCAACAAAACUACAAAUUUGAAUCUGUUUUUAUAUUUUUGGAGGGCAGAAGCAUUGGAACAUAAUAAAUAGCUGCUUGUAAAUCUUAUUUCUAUUGAUAUUUGGUUAUGUCCAUCACAGUUCAUCUGGCUAGCCUUCUCUAGACUAUGCUGUGUACUUCUGGACAUUUUUAUUACAACCAACUUAGCUGAAUUUUGAGCUUAAAGUACAUUAGGAUAGGAACUCAAAGAAUUUUGAAAAGAGCAAUUAAUUGCUGUUGUUUUGUGUGUUUGGGAUUUUAUUGUGUGUAAAAUGGUACGUUCACCUGUGAUUAUAUAUGAUUUUAUUUAUUAUGACCUGAAAUUAUGCCAUUGUUCUAAAUAUUAAGUUUAUUAACAAGUGAAGGAGUCAUGAUUUCCUCCAACUUGUUAUUUUUAUAAUGAGGACUUAAUAUAUUUCAUGAAGCUGCCUUUUCAAGCACUUACUACUGUAGCCUUUUACUUAAUACGUUGAUUAUUCACUCUCACAUGUAUUCUGCAUCCUUCAUCAGAUUUGAUGGACGGUGUGUUACAUUUUGUUUCUUAUCUAAUCACCUUAAAUUAAUUGUAAUCAAUUGUUGUCAAAGUAAUGGCUUUAUAAUAUCCUAUCUCAUUUGGUAGUCAGUUGUUUGUUGAACUGCCUGUAGGUUGUACUGGCAUUUAUUGAAUUAAAAACUAAAUAAGAAGUAUGACAGAUUCACUGCUCAACUGCCACCAUAUAUGGUCUGCAGGUUGUUCAAAACUUUUGUUUCUAUGCUUAUGUGCCCCAAUGGAUUGAAAUGCAGUAACUAAAUAUUUUUGCCCGUUAUUCAUAUAUAUGUUUAUAGCUACGGUAAUUUAAAUAAUCAUGCCAGGACUCUUGUGUCCACUAAAACUUACACAUUAUCUUGAGGACAAUAUUUUGAAAAAAGAUGUUAAAGGUAUAUUUCGAAGCUUUGAUUUAAAUUGUAUUUUACAAAAGUAGUCUUUAUCGUACGCAGCAACAUAAAUAAGUUAAAGAGCUGAAAAGAAAGUGGCACAUACAAGCAAAGAAGUAACUCCCAUGUGAAGGUGUGGUGUGGCACACUCAGUGAUCUGACCACAUUUUACGUACCAUGAAAUUUAUUAUACUAGAUUUUAUUUAUUUAAGAUAAAUGUGAUGAUUUCUUGCCUUUCAUCAGUUGUAAUAUCGUAGUUUCAGGUGUUCUGUGCUUUUUGUUUAUUCUCUCAAGGGAACUGUAUGGAUUAUUGUUGGCUCUAUUGAGUUUAAAUUUUCAACCUACUUGUCUGUUGUUUACUUAUCUGUUAUGCAAUCUAACAUUUUAUGUCUUCAUAAAAUGGUUUGUGCUUGAUGCUUGAUCUCUUUAAAUAAGAUCACAAUCAGCCAUAGUCUUGGUCAGACAGUCAUAGACAAAUAUUCAGGGGGAGUUGCAUCAAUUUUUGAGCAUAUAUGAAAUGUAUAUAUUUGUGUGUUAAUGUGAGCUUGAAGAAAAGGGAUUGUCAGAUAUUUCUAGUCUAUUCUGUUUUGAUGGUGGUCCUGCACUGUAAAAGCUGAUUUUGAAAUCACUUGACUUAAGCUAAACUUUAUCAAUCUAAAUACUUCUGAAAGAAAAUAAGGUGAACUUUUACAUUUUUGGUUCUAGCACGGAGUAAAAGUAACUUUUACUUUUUCCUGGGUUCCAGGUAGAAAAAAGCAGGACUGUGAAACACCCUCACUCCUAUUAGGGGUCAAUGCUUUUCCUAAACCAUCAUUGGGACCAUCCUUGUGUUGUCACAGAUUUUGUUUGCAAAGCAGUAAAUGAAAUGUUUUUUUCACUCUCCGUUACUGUUUGAAAAAUUCAGUGCCCCUGCUGUGCGGAUAACAAUCUCAAAAAUGACAAAAAUGUCUGCCCGAUCUGGAAAUUUGCUGUCUUGAAUGUUACAAUUUUGAUUAAUAUUACCAAAGUGAUACUGUAUGUCAUUUGUGUUAAACUGCUUUUUCAUAUCACAAUUAAAUGAUUGGUACACACGUUGUUCAUACGGUUAGCACUCUGUAGACCUUCAAAUUUGACUGCCAUUAUUGUUUUGACUUUCUAGUCUCAUUGGGUAAAGCAUUGCAUCAACAAUCCCUCUUUCUAUUCUCUCAAGUCUGGCCUGAUAUAAUUGGGUUGGUCACACAUCUUCCUCUUUUAAACCUUUUGUCUGUUCAGACCACAAAUACAAAAACCACAGUCCCCAAAAACUUACUUAUGAAUAUUUAAAAAAAAGUCUGAGUUUGAGUGUUUUUCCAAACAACAACAGAAAAAGCACAGUGCAGGAUCUAUGUUACCUUCAAAGUAACAGUUCUUGUAGGUUCCUCAUUAAUGAGUUUUUAGCUCCUUUACGUCGGACCUCAACAAAACAUUAACAAGACUCCUUUUUCUUACCAAAGCAAUAGAUUAUUGUGUAUCAUUGUUGUUCUGUUAUGCCUCACAAAUAGGUGAGGUACUAUAUAUCAUUUAAUUACUUUGUUUUUUAGUCAUAGUCUCCCACACAUGUUUGAAAGGUAAGGUAUCUAGUGAAAUGAGAAAGUAUUUAAUGUAAUUGAGUUUAUAUUGUAUUAAUAUAUGAAAGCACCGAAAUAAAUGCCAUGUUUAAAAUUA
Molecule: messenger RNA, 6103 nt
Organism: Frankliniella occidentalis (western flower thrips)
Lineage: Eukaryota; Metazoa; Arthropoda; Insecta; Thysanoptera; Thripidae
Product: dmX-like protein 2
Biological process (GO): vacuolar acidification
Cellular component (GO): RAVE complex
Molecular function (GO): protein binding
Source: RefSeq, a predicted model, not a curated record